CCAAUCCAGAUGGUAGCAGCAGAGAGCCACCGAGAACAAAAGUAACAGCUACAGCCACGAAGAAGAGGAGACGUGCCGAAGCAGCUAAGCGAAGGCUGUGAACUGCAUCACCAAGUCAUGGACAGUGACUGCUUAAGCCUGCUGCCAUCUGUCUGUGAAGUUCUGGCAGAUUCCAAACUUUUGCUCCAUGAUGACACAUGUCUGGAGAAGCUUCUUGAUUGUUUUAAAGAGCUGAUUGUGCAGAAUGGCGAACAAUAUUUUAUGCAGUAUAUGCCAUGUCUUCUGCAGUUCUUGCAGCAUAUAUCAAAAUCUCAAACAGUGGAUCCCUCUGUCUUUACAUUCUCACUCAAACUUGCUGGGCUUCUGGCAGGAAAAGAGCACAAUUUCACCUUGCUGAAGGAGAGGGGAGUGUUGGACUAUAUGUUUCAGCCAGAUAGCUGGCAUAUGCUGGAACUCUGGAAAAAUUCUUUAGUUCGGUAUGGGUGGCUACACGGAUUGUGGAGUAUGUUGCAACAUUCACAAUCCAUUAACUUUUUCUGCAAGAAUGGAUUUAUUGAUUUGAUCCUCCACCUGCAAAAUGACAAAGGCUUUUUCAUUACCUCUUUGACGAGUCAGAUUUUAGCACACAUUUUAAACACUGUCACGCCAGUAGUGCAAAGCAACAACACUAAGAGUGAGACACCAAACUGCGGUCCUGGCAGUACUGAGUUUGUUUCCAUUACAAAAGAAGUGAUGAACCAUGUAGCUGCCUCAUUAGCCUCUGAGGAUCAGUCUGUUAUCAUUCCAGCCUUAAGAUUGUUGGCCACAAUUCUCACCCAGUGUAGAGAACCACUCAAGGACAUGUUUUGGAAACAUGUGGUGGGACCACUUGAAGUAUUAGCAAAUGUAAAAAAUGACUCCUUUACACUGCCCAUAAUAGCAGUGCUCCAAGCUGUUGCACAGAGUCCUGAUUUGAUCCAGUCAGAUUGUAGAUUGGAGACACUCAUGGAUAUUAUGUUGUUUUCAAGAAAUGCAACUGAAUCUGUGCAGUGUGCAGCAAUUAUCUUACAAAUGGAAAACUGCCCUGACGUUUUAAAAUGGAAAGCCACAGAUGUAAUCCUCCUUCCUCUUUUGUGUGCCACUGCAUCCCCUUUACAGCUUCAUGAACCAGAUAAGCUCAAAGGCCAUAUAUUACAAUUGGAGAAGCAGCUAUCCCAGAAAGGUUUCUGUGUGUGUUUGCUGACUCAGAGCCUGUCCAGCUUAGCAGAGCAUGUAUAUAAGGAAUCUUUGGCUGAUAUUCCUGUUCAACUGAUUGCCUCUUCUGUGAUAAAACUUCUGGAAAUGUGCAUUGGCCAUUGCCCCUUCACUCUCGUAGAAGCUGGUGCAUUUCCUCAUCUUAUUGGCUGUAAUAAGGUUCAGCAGUGCAGUAUCGACCUACUAGGUGGUCUUACUAUUUUUGCAGAUGCUUUGGAAGUUACAGAGUGUACAGACCCAAUUGAGGAGGCUCUUAUGAUUCUUCUGCAAUAUCUGCAGUCUCCUGACUUACAUGCUACAGUUUUGAAGAAAACAUAUCAGGCAACCCUUAAAUGGCUCAAUCUCUGUUCACCAUCAUCAGAUUUAUGGAAGAUGGUUAUAAAUGAGCUGUUUCAAUUAACAAAGAAACGUAUAUGUGAUAGACGAUGGGAAGUGAGAGAUUCAACUCUUGAGUUCAUUACACAACUCACAGCCCAACUCAAAGGUAAUAGGAAGUACACUGAAAAUCUUCAUAGUAGUGACAUGAUCUCAGUACUCUUCACCUCAUUGUCAGAUUUAGAAGGCUAUGUCCAAGCAAGUGCAGUCUCAGCUCUUGGGGAGGCAGUAACAUCAUCUGAUGUCUGUAGCAAUGUGCAGGAAAAAGCUGUGACACAUCUAUUGAGAAUUCUUUCUCAAGAUACACAGAGCUUCCCACAUCGUGCUGCAGUGAAGGUAUUCAUUGCCUGGCUAAAAAGCCCAUAUUGCUGUACUGCCUUGGAGAAGUCGAUUAGCUCAGUGUUGUUACUUGGUGGAAAUGACAUUGACUGGGAGGUUAAAGUUCUCACUCUGGAGUUAGCAGAUUCAUUGAUGGACAAAUCGCUAAAUCAUUGUCCCUGUCACUUUCAGAAGAUUUGUAGAAGCUCUGAAAAUACAUGCAUAAUGCACACAUUGUCCAAACUGAAGGAUUUAGGGCUAUUUGACUUUCUCUUUAAAUGCAUAUUUGACUGUGACAGACCUGUUUCUCAGAAAGCUUGUUCACUCCUGCUUAAGCUAAGAACAUUUUUGAGAGAGAUUACUACUGCUGACCACAAAGUUCUUACUCUUGACAUACGUAAGUACAGUUGGAAUGAGGAAAUGCUUAAGAGAUACCAGAAAAACCAAGAAGUAAUUGAGCUUCAUUGUGUGAAAAAUGGAGCCAAAUCAUCUUGUAGGAAAAUAGACAAUGCAGAAUCUCUUGAUCGAGCUUCAGCAGACCUGGAUCUGUGUCAGAUAUUAGAAUUAUUAGACCUUGAGAUCAUGCAACAUACUUUAUCACUUAGUAGUGAUCAUGUGAUAAAUUCACCCCAGUCUCUAAUGGAAGACAUUUUGUUUAUGACCAGAGAGAGUGAAGACAAUGUUGCAGAUUGCUAUUGAAAAUAAAUGCCCAAAAGUGCUAACAUGUCAUGAGCUAUAUAAGGCUCUUGACAUUGAAUGCAUAUGGCUUUAUGUUGAACAGAGAAGCAUUUGUUUCAAUGCACAAAUUUUGAAAUGUAAUAUAGGUCUGUACUUAGAAUGUUAUAUUUAGACAUAACUGAACCUAAUAAAAAUAAAUAUAUCUAACAGCUGGUAGUGGAAGGCCUUUGAGGAUGUCAGACUAGUAUAUUAGAUUAUAUCAUGUCUAAUCUCUUGAAUGUACUGUGGAUUGACUGAUUUCCGAUUAAAUACGAGUAUUGAAAACUAUUGAAA
This is a messenger RNA of Tachysurus vachellii, 2937 nucleotides long. RefSeq names its product BRCA1-associated ATM activator 1 (gene brat1). NCBI's taxonomy places the organism in Eukaryota, Metazoa, Chordata, Actinopteri, Siluriformes, Bagridae. The record is from RefSeq and is a predicted model, not a curated record. Bases 118 to 2625 code for a protein of 835 amino acids. The transcript is spliced from 14 exons. Gene Ontology annotation, biological process: cell population proliferation; DNA damage response; positive regulation of protein phosphorylation. Gene Ontology annotation, cellular component: nucleus.